This is a messenger RNA of Pteronotus mesoamericanus, 3980 nucleotides long. It is a transcript of the gene MYORG, whose product is annotated as myogenesis regulating glycosidase (putative). Gene Ontology annotation, biological process: carbohydrate metabolic process; skeletal muscle fiber development. Lineage: Eukaryota; Metazoa; Chordata; Mammalia; Chiroptera; Mormoopidae. Gene Ontology annotation, molecular function: hydrolase activity, hydrolyzing O-glycosyl compounds. The record is from RefSeq and is a predicted model, not a curated record. The transcript has 2 exons. Bases 230 to 2374 code for a protein of 714 amino acids.
UGGCCGCGCUCAGCGCCGCGCCGCUGCAGCUCAACUCCAGCUAGAGUGAAAAUCUGCGGGAGCCUACCUUCGCCGCCACUUCUGGGGUCACUGCCGUGGCAAAUGGAAAUACUAUGGAAUGAGAAGGUCAGUUCCACCUCUCUCUUCGCCUUCCAGACUUUGGCAGACGAAAUUCAGAUGGACUUUGUCAGGUGGCCCCACUACUCGUUCUUUGCAUAACUGAGGGGUGAUGCCCCAAAAUCCUCCAGAGAAGAGCAAGGCCUAUCCCCGCCGACGCCCUGGGCACGACACAGGCCCUGAGAGACCCGAAGCUGUCUCAGCCACAGCCAUGUACACCUUCCUGCCUGACAACUUCUCGCCUGUCAAGCCCAAACCAUCAAAAGAACUGAAGCCGCUGCUGGGCUCAGGGGUGCUGGGACUGCUGCUGGUGUUGGCCGCAGUGGUGGCCUGGUGUUACUACAGCGCCUCUCUACGCAAGGCGGAACGUCUGCGUGCGGAACUGCUGGACCUCAACCUUGGCGGCUUCUCUAUCCGCAACCAGAAAGGCGAGCAGGUCUUCCGCCUGGCCUUCCGCUCAGGUGCGCUGGACCUUGACUCCUGCAGCCGCGAUGGUGCCCUGCUGGGCUGCUCUCGAACCGCGGAUGGGCGUCCACUACACUUCUUCAUCCAGACUGUGCGACCCAAAGACACAGUCAUGUGCUACCGCGUGCGUUGGGAGGAGGCAGCGCCGGGGCGUGCAGUGGAGCAUGCCAUGUUCCUGGGAGACGAGAGGGCACAUUGGUAUGGCGGUGCUGAGAUGAGGACCCAGCAUUGGCCCAUCAGGCUGGAAGGCCAGCAGGAGCCGCAGCCCUUUGUCACCAGCGACGUCUACUCCUCCGACUCAGCUUUUGGGGGCAUCCUGGAGCGCUACUGGCUGUCAUCACGCGCAGCUGCCAUCAAGGUCAAUGACUCAGUGCCCUUCCACCUGGGUUGGAACAGCACAGAGCGCUCACUGAGGCUGCAGGCACGUUAUAAUGACACACCCUACAAGCCACCAGCUGGUCUCCCCGCCGCCCCGGAGCUCAGCUACCGUGUGUGCGUUGGCUCAGAUGUCACCUCCAUCCACAAGUACAUGGUACGGCGCUAUUUCAACAAGCCAUCAAGGGUGCCAGCACCUGAGACCUUCCGGGACCCCAUCUGGUCCACGUGGGUGCUGUACGGGCGUGCAGUGGACCAGGACAAGGUGCAGCAUUUUGCCCAGCAGAUCCGCCAGCACCGCUUCAACAGCAGCCACCUGGAAAUCGACGACAUGUACACACCUGCUUAUGGUGACUUCGACUUUGACGAGGUCAAGUUCCCCAAUGCUAGUGACAUGUUCCGCAACUUGCGCGACGCUGGAUUUAAAGUCACGCUCUGGGUGCACCCAUUCGUCAACUACAAUUCAUCAUCCUUUGGGGAGGGUGUGGAGCGAGAGCUGUUCGUGCGUGAACCCACGGGCCGGCUGCCCGCACUGGUGCGCUGGUGGAAUGGCAUCGGCGCCGUACUGGACUUCACGCGGCCUGAAGCCCGCGACUGGUUCCAGGGGCAUCUGCGGCGGCUGCGCUCACGCUACGAGGUGGCCUCCUUCAAGUUCGACGCGGGUGAGGUCAGCUAUUUGCCACGGGACUUUAGCACCUACAGGUCGCUGCCAGACCCCAACAUAUGGAGCCGGCGCUACACUGAGAUGGCGCUUCCCUUCUUCUCACUGGCUGAGGUCCGCGUGGGCUACCAGUCGCAGAAUAUCUCAUGCUUCUUCCGCCUGGUGGACCGUGACUCGGUGUGGGGCUACGAUCUGGGACUGCGCUCACUCAUCCCCGCCGUGCUCACUGUCAGCAUGCUUGGCUACCCGUUCAUCCUGCCGGAUAUGGUGGGUGGCAAUGUGGUGCCUGAGCGCACAGCGGGUGGUGGCAAUGUGCCGGAGCGCGAGCUCUACGUGCGCUGGCUGGAGGUGGCUGCUUUCAUGCCUGCUAUGCAGUUCUCAGUCCCACCCUGGCAAUAUGACGCUGAAGUGGUGGCCAUCGCGCACAAGUUCGCCGCACUUAGGGCCUCGCUUGUGGCACCGCUGUUGCUUGAGCUGGCGGGUGAGGUCACCGACACUGGGGACCCAAUUGUGCGCCCGCUUUGGUGGAUUGCGCCAGGCGAUGAGACAGCGCACCGCAUCGACUCGCAGUUCCUUAUCGGAGACACACUGCUGGUGGCACCAGUAUUGGAGCCUGGCAAGCAGGAACGUGAUGUCUACCUGCCGGCAGGCAAGUGGCGCAGUUAUAAGGGUGAGCUUUUUGACAAAACGCCAGUGCUGCUCACCGAUUAUCCUGUCGACCUGGACGAGGUAGCCUACUUCAUUUGGGCAUCCUGACCCAGCCCAGGACCAGGGAACCCCACAGUUCUAACCCAAGUCUUUUAUGAAGGCCUUUUACCCUCCAUCACAACCACACCUGUAUCCCCAGGAAGUCCCUACCUCUGUACUACCCACUAUGUGGGUGCUGACAUAAAUGUGCUCCACCCAGCUCCUGUAGGGCCAGAGGAGGGGGCAGUGAAGCAACCUCCCACUCCUAUGCACAAUCCUAACAGCCCCCUUCCCUACACACUCAUUCCAUCUGCAGAAACCUUUCCCCUGUGGUGAGGGUGAGUGAGCUCAGAGGAAAAAGAGUCAGUUCCUGUUACGCAUGGUUCGGUUUUAAAAGCACAAACAAACAAACAAAUACACCUCACUCUUUAUCCUGGACUGAAUGGCCAUCUCGUCCUUCUGAAGUGGGCACUUGAUCCUCUUUAAGGUCCCAAUAUAGCCCCCGGCCACACUUUGAAGAAGGUGGAGUUGAAAGCCAGACCCUGAGUUCCCAGCAUUGGCCUGAACUAUGACUGACCUGCUCCCACUUGAGCUGGCAAGACGGGACAGGGGUACUUGGCCAACUGACAAGGAAACAGAAGGUCCCCUCCCAGAAGUCAGGGGACUUGGUUCAGCAUAGUACCAUCAUCAUUGUCCCUCAGUUGUGAAGAAGCUCCUAAUGCUAAACUAACCCAUCUGUGUACACAUAAGCACUCAGCCCCCUGAGCCAGGGCCGCCACCUGAUGGGCAAAGACUUGCAAAAACAUGCAGGUUAGACUUGGUGCCUUGAUGCCUGAACUGUGUGUGUGUAUGCGUGUGCGUAUGUGUGUGUCACACAAGAACGUGUGUGUGUGUGUAUGUGUGUGAGAGAGAGAGAGAGAGAGAGCGAGAGUCAGAGAGACAGAGAGGGAGGCAUCAUGUGUCCCUGGAAGUGCAAAGUGAACACAAUACCCCUCAGACUAGAUAAGCCUGGAGGGAAAAGGCAGGGAGCAAAUUUGAGGCUUUGAUUGUUGACUUGUCCCUGGGGUUUUGGUAGGAAAUAAAUAGUCCUUCAAGAUUCCCCAGCUGCCUCAGUCCCUGCACACGUGGCAGGGUUGUGGCCUGAAAGGAAGAGAGAUUCUUAUUCUGGUGGUGGUGUGCUUUAGCACACAAACUACCCGUGUACAUCUCCACAUGCAAAUACACAUACAGGGUAAGGUCUUUCAUCUCAGCUAUGUUCCCCUUCUAUGAACAAUCUCAGCCAGGGCAAGUUUUUUUUCUGACUUUGCAGUUGAAUCUGGAGAAGUGUCUUGCCAGAGCAAAGAGGUCAGAAACAUAGCAGGGCUCAGCCUUCUACAGCUUGGACAGCAGAACCAGUUCCUCAGCCCCUAGAGAAUGCAUCCCUUUGCCCACCCCUCUACCCCCUCUAUUUUCUCAGUGUAAUGAAUGUCUAAUGAAAGUUUAAAGGUACUCACAGGUGCCCAUUUCCAGUGCUGAUUCUACCAGUCAUCAAUAAGCUUUGUGACCUUGAGCGAGCUGUUUAACUUCCCUGAGCCUCAGUUUCCUCUUAUACAAAAUGAUGAUAAUAAUGCCUACCUCCCAGGCUGUUGUGGGAAUUAUAAGUAUGGAUGUAUGUAAAGUGCCUGGCACAAGUAGG